UCGACAACCUUGCCGCCGACUUGCGACUUUCUGAGCAACGUACAAGGGACUACUUCGACCACAAGCUCGACGAUCACAAGCAAGAGAAUGACGCAAGGAUGGACGAGAUUCGCGCUUUGUUUCUCAAUCGCUCUUCUUCCACUUCAAGAAGGGGUCAUUCAAGUCGCCAUUCCGACUUUACCCCCUCCGGCUCAAGUACACCGACAUCGAACACUUUUCGUCGAGCCGCGCGCACCGACCGUCAAGCAAACAUCAAUCCACUUCGGGACACCGACUCUCAAGAGCGCCGACGACGUCAAGCCGAAGAAGCCUUUGCGCUAGCUCGUGAACGACAACAACAACGCCAACAUGAAGAGGAAGAACGCGCGCGUCUACACCAAAAUGCACAAAAUGCCGAGGCUCAACGUCAAGAACAACAACUCCGUGACGCUCAAGCACUUGAGGCGCAAUAAGCUCUACGCGAUGCGAGUCGAGCCGUUGCCGACCGAGGCCGUCAAGCCCGUGAAGAAGAGGAAGCACGUCACGAAGAAAUUCACGAACGACGAUUUCAAGCUCCCAUGCAUCAUAUAGUUCCUCCUCGAGUUCGACGCGCUCCUUCACAAGCUCGCCAAGACCAUCAAGUUCAUCAAGAGCAUGGAAACAUUGGGAAUCCUCCACGACAAGAGCAACACGAGGUUGACACCCUCCGCGUCAAGAACACCACAAGUUGGACAAUCAUCUACAACAUGGGCGUCAUCAUCCCCGACCCCAACACAAUGAAGAACAACGCUACGGCAAGCUCAAGUUCACCAUGCCCAAGUUCAACGGAAGCAACGAUCCCGAAGAAUACCUUUCAUGGGCAUUGAA
Molecule: messenger RNA, 846 nt
Organism: Triticum urartu
Lineage: Eukaryota; Viridiplantae; Streptophyta; Magnoliopsida; Poales; Poaceae
Source: RefSeq, a predicted model, not a curated record